Molecule: messenger RNA, 539 nt
Organism: Schistosoma bovis
Lineage: Eukaryota; Metazoa; Platyhelminthes; Trematoda; Strigeidida; Schistosomatidae
Source: the annotation of a GenBank genome assembly
AUGGAAAAGUCGAGUGAACAUUUGCAGGAUCCUGAACAAGUUGAAGAAGCUUUGGGUAUUUUAAAAGAUGACAAAGAAUUUGAGGAAUUCGAAAAAGAAACUUGGACAGCAUCAGAGGAAGAGAUUUCGGAUCUGCAAGUAUGGGAUGAUAAAUGGGAUUGUGAAGUUGAGAUAGAUGACCAGUUUACUCAAUAUUUAAGACAAGAACUGACCAAACUUGGCCACUUACACGAAACUAAUUAAAUUCAUUGUUAAACAUUUCAAAUAAAUCAUUAUCACAAUGAUUGCGUUCCAAAUAAACUAUUUGUAAUGAAUAAUACGUUCACAUUCCUCGUGUUACAAGUUUUUCACUUUCCGAUUUAAACAACUAUUGAGAAAAUCCAAUUUCCUACGACUUUGCGCACAUCGUUAAAAUGAGAGAGGUGCGAGUAUUCUUAAAAUGAUGUAAUUACAAAAGUAAAUCACUUUGCCAAAAAGGGAUAAUCUACUGUCGUUAAAUGUGUGCUGGAUUACCUUAAUCGUCCGUAUGCGAAAUAAAC